CUUCGCUUGGUUUGGGGAAACCAGCAGCUGGAGCUGGGACAGACGCGACCCGUGACCUGCGGAUAUUCACCUUUUCGUGUUUCUACUGUGCCGUGGAGCUGUUAACACGCGAGUUCAAGUCACCGGAGACCAAUGCACGCGCUGCUUCUUCAUGUCAAGCGAGGAUAAAGUUUACGAGCGUCACUAACGUCAUGUCACUGAGGAGUUAGCUUGGAUGCUAAGCUAGUAGUGCCACCACUGAGGGACAGUUCUACUUCUCCAGUGACAAACAGCCAUGUCUUCAUGGAUGUAUGAAGCGGGAGAAUGAGUGUGCGCCCGCGAUGGAGCAGAUGCCACCACCUUCCACCAGAGUCUGUCCUGCUCCACACCACGAUUAGCUGACCAUCAACUGCUGGAGACGACGGGGAAGCCUUGCAGGGAUUCUGUGUGAGAAACUUCUGCUCUCGGCUUGAAUAGUGAGUCUGAACCAGCUCGUCGUCCUCUACACCAUGGCUGCUGUUAGUGUGGUCAACGUGCAGUCCCGUCUCGGAGAGGGCGCACUGGCAGGUCCAGCAGGAGCAGGGCUGUCCGCCGUGUCCUUCACAAACACCUCGGUUUCCUCCAGCCCGACGCCAGGCACCGAUGCUCGCGGGUGCGAGAACGGCGCCCUGAUGGACUCCUUUGGGAUCUUCCUGCAGGGACUUCUUGCUAUGAUGGCUUUCAGCACGCUGAUGUUGAAACGCUUCAGGGAACCAAAACAUGAAAGGAGACCCUGGAGGAUCUGGUUCCUGGAUACCUCAAAACAGGCCAUAGGAAUGUUGUUCAUCCACUUUGCUAAUGUCUACUUGUCAGGCCUCACAGAGGAGGACCCCUGUUCACUAUACCUCAUUAACUUCCUGUUAGACGCCUCUCUGGGCAUGUUGCUGAUCUAUGCCGGAGUGAGAGCGGUCAGUGCUAUUGUAGAGUGGAGACAGUGGGACUCCCUGCGCUUUGGAGAAUACGGCGAGCCAGUGCAAUGCACAGCAUGGCUGGGCCAGUGUAUCCUCUACAUCCUCAUCAUGAUGUUUGAGAAAGUCCUCAUCAUGCUGGUUCUGCUCAUUCCCCAGUGGAAAAAGUUGGCUCUCCUCAACCCCAUAGAGAAUCCUGACCUGGAGCUGGCCAUUGUCAUGCUCAUCGUUCCAUUCUUUGUUAACGCCCUAAUGUUCUGGGUGGUAGAUAACUUCCUCAUGAAGAAGCACAGGACAAAAGCAAAGCUGGAGGAGAGAGAGGAGGACCCGCGGGGGAACAGCAAAGUGCGCUACAGAAGAGCUCUGUCCCACGACGAUUCAGAGUCGGAGAUCCUCUUCUCAGCAGACGAUGAAAUGGACGAGUCCGAUGAAGACGAUGUUCGACGGUUGACUGGUCUUAAGAUGGUAAAGAAGAAGAAGCUGCGCAUGGGGAUCCCGGUUUGACCCGAGCAGACCUUGACUUCACCACACUGAUCCACAUACAUUCCCCACCCUGUACCACCACAGAUCCUGACUUCAGCCUCUUUUCAAACAUGAAAUACUCACUGAUGGACGGCAGAAGAUGGAUGCUGUUGUUGAAUUCUCUUCUCCUGCAAAAAAAAAUGUCUAACCUGGGAUGUGAUUUGACACUGGGGGAGACAUUCUUUUGGGUUUUAAAUUUCACUCCUGUUGACUGUGACUGUCUUGGGGGGGGGGGGGGGGGGGGGGGACAUUUGGUACAAGGAACUUUACCACGAACAAACACAAUAAUGUUAACUCCUAAAUGUGAUUGAAGUGAGAACACUGGUUUAAGACUGUUUGGACGUCAGUGGCAGGAAGUGCAUUUUCACGCUCACUGGUCCAGGAUCGUGUUUGUUUGGACAAAUCUCUAAACGGUCACCUUUGAACCAAACAUGCAAACACAUUUGUUCGGCGGUCGUUACAUUUGAUCCUUUCACUUGUUGUCUAAACUGAUUGUAGUCCUGGUGUAGAUUCCAUGUUAAGUGUGUGCUUUUAGCCCCCGUUCAGACCCGGAACGAAAUGAUGUUUUUAAUCAUUCAAACACGACGGAGCAGUCUGGUUUUAACGUCCUGAGCUCUACACACGCUGCUCUACCAUUAAACAGCAUUUACCGGUUGCUACAAAUACUGGGGGGGUGGGGCUCAGUCAAGUGAGAAAUGGUCUAACUGCAAUGAUAUCAUGAUUUAGCAAUAAUGCCAUUUGUGAUGAUACUUCACAUACUUUCAAAAAAAGUGUGUCUUUUGAUACGAAACAAGGUAUAGUUCACAAUAAAAGCCACACAUUUAGGAUGCAAAGAGAAUCUGUAAAUAUCCAAAAGCAACCCUUUAAGUGGCGGGCCGCAUGAAAUCAAUAGAGGGACCACGUGUGGCCCACAGACCGUGAGUUUGAAAUCUCUAAAAACUAAUACAUGAGGACCGGUUAGUGUAAAAACAGCGACACUAGAGCGGGUCAGAGGAUGUCAGCUGAAUCUGAGGACACACUCAGGAUGGAUCAUAACCCCGGGUCUGAACAGGGUUUUGUUGCCAUACAAACGUGUGUGUGUGUGUGUGUGUGUGCAUGUUUAUGUUUGUACUUCCAUCUUGGUUAGACAUAAAGUAAGAGGCUAGAAUAUUUCCGAUUUCUACUGCUUAUCCUUUGAAGGUUGCAGGAAAUUCCAGCUGGCGUUGGUCGAGAGGCAGCGUGGAACAUCCAGACUCCUCCUCAUAAAAAGGUCAGGGAUACAAAGCUGGUGAAUCUUCUUGUUGUCAAUCUUCUGCGCUGUCAUGGGUCAAAAAGGCUUCUUGUCAAUGUUUUCUUCCCCCCCCAACAAAGGUGGAAGUACAUGCCUCACAUGUCCUUGUCCUUCUGUCCUUGUAGGGACCAGGUUCACCAUCAAGGACACUUAAUGAAAGAAGGACAUUUUUAAGGGUUCUGUACGAGGUAAAACGCAGCACUCUGAAGGGAGGGGUUUGCGGGGGAACAAGUUUGUGAGAACCACUUUACAAAGAUCCUCAAAAAAACCUGGAUCAGAUCUCAUUUAACUAAUCCAGGGUUUUAGCAGUGGAUUUAGAAUUAGGAAUAUUUUGCAGGGCCUCACCCAAGUUUAAAUAAAGGAUGAUGGUAAGGGUAGGCUAGAAAAUACCUUUGUCAAUGAUUCUCCUCACAAAGAUAGGAAUACAAGUACGUGUGUGUCGGUACGUGUGCCCCCCCCCCCCAACAAAGUCAAAAAUAUUCUUUGUGUAUUAACAUUUAACUUUAAAAUUGUGUAAUUGUCUUAAGCCGCCUACAAAGUAAAAAAAACAUAUUCUUGGGCCCUCGUUACAUACUUGGAAUAAUUUGGACCAUAGAUGGUUUGAGCAGUUAGACAUUUUCAGUGAAUGUCCUCACAAAGAUAGAAAUACAAUUACAUGUGUGGACAACUUGUACUUGUUCUUACACCUUUGUCAGGGUCAGUUCCAAUAUUGAGGACAUUUUAGGAAAAUAAAAACAGUUUUUACAACUUAAGACAUCAUAAAAGUAGCGGUUUUCAAGCUUUGUCCUCAUCCCCAAAAAAUGUUCUUGUAUAUCCCUUGGGAAAAUCCUUGACUAAUUUAGAUUUUAUCUCAAACAGCUUGUAAAGUCCAUUGAAUGUCAAAGUACGUAUGUAUGUGUGUGUGCGUGUGCGUGCAUGUGAUCGGACACACCUCACACUCAGUGGGAGCAUCAUUACAUCAGUGUUUGAAUCAGCCUGUUGAUGUGACUCGGCCAUGUUUGAGCACAGCUAACACUUAACUACUGUAAACCUUGUGUGUGUGUGUGUUACUCAUGUCAAAGGGAGCACAUUAACAAACGCUUGCUGCAAACUUCCAUUUUUGUCGUCUGUGGACACAACACGGCCCUUUGGUUUGACCGUUACUCUAACUGUGUGUGUGUCCUUUGUUUCUUUUUUUUAUUUUAUUGUAUAUCAUUUGUUGGGUUUUUAUAUAAACUGUUUUGUGGUAUUUUUCAGGCCAAAAAAAAAAAGGGUGACUAUGCUUGUUCCAAAAGUGUUCUUCAUUCCUUCACUCUGAAUAGGGAGUAGAUAUGGGAACCAUUUCUUGCACAAUUUCCCAUUUAGCUUUCACCUUUCCUCUUGUGUUUUGUGUGUUUAGUUAAAGUAAUGUGCCUGAGUAAAAUUACCAGCAGGUUUUUUUAUUUGUUUUUGUUUUUUUGGAACUGUUUUAUCCAGAGAGCUGGAGAACUGGGCGUCAGGCAGCAUUCAGCACGCUCUGAUGUGAAGAAUGUGACAUGCAUAGACCUCUAAACUGUUAAGUUACUGUCGAACAAGACAGAAAAGUGCGUCUGUGUGUACUUGUGUGUUUGUACUGGAUGUGUGUGUGUGUGUGUGUGUGUGUGUGGGUUGAUGCGACUGUUGGUUCUCUUUAACGGAAAGUCGACUGUGACUGUGGUGGCGCUGGUGAUGAUGUCACCAUUAUGUUAUUGGCAUGUUGCUGAGGAAUAAAUGAGCAUUUUACUAAGUGAAACCCGUGGAGUAAGAGGGCAAGCGACGGAGGUAAAUUACCAUUAAAACUGCUUUUUCCAAUAAAGGAUGUGAUAUACCAUGUUAA
Solea solea (common sole) is the source of this 4552-nucleotide messenger RNA. RefSeq names its product STIM activating enhance (gene stimate). The record is from RefSeq and is a predicted model, not a curated record. Gene Ontology annotation, cellular component: cortical endoplasmic reticulum; membrane. The coding region runs from base 489 to 1430 and encodes 313 amino acids. Gene Ontology annotation, molecular function: calcium channel regulator activity. Gene Ontology annotation, biological process: activation of store-operated calcium channel activity. Lineage: Eukaryota; Metazoa; Chordata; Actinopteri; Pleuronectiformes; Soleidae. The transcript is spliced from 9 exons.